GAAGGUGGAGGCCGGACACUUCCGGCGAGAACACCGGAAGUUUACCGGCGCACUCGUAGCGCUGAACAGCCGCAAUGGUCGAUCCACGGCGGCCCGCGCGGGUCACGCGGUACAAACCGCCCAGCACCGAGAGCAACCCGGCACUGGAGGAUCCCACACCGGACUACAUGAACCUGCUGGGGAUGGUGUUCAGCAUGUGCGGGCUGAUGCUCAAGCUGAAGUGGUGCGCGUGGAUCGCUGUCUACUGCUCCUUCAUCAGCUUUGCCAACUCCCGCAGCUCCGAGGACACGAAGCAGAUGAUGAGCAGCUUCAUGCUCUCCAUCUCUGCCGUGGUGAUGUCGUACCUGCAGAACCCGCAGCCCAUGUCCCCGCCGUGGUGACAGAACUGUGCAAAUAAAGGGGGGUCUGUACAAUUAAA
Messenger RNA from Coturnix japonica (Japanese quail), 418 nucleotides. NCBI's taxonomy places the organism in Eukaryota, Metazoa, Chordata, Aves, Galliformes, Phasianidae. The record is from RefSeq and is a predicted model, not a curated record.